Coffea eugenioides is the source of this 1160-nucleotide messenger RNA. Its product is annotated as coiled-coil domain-containing protein 115. Gene Ontology annotation, biological process: vacuolar proton-transporting V-type ATPase complex assembly. Bases 89 to 814 code for a protein of 241 amino acids. Lineage: Eukaryota; Viridiplantae; Streptophyta; Magnoliopsida; Gentianales; Rubiaceae. Gene Ontology annotation, cellular component: extrinsic component of endoplasmic reticulum membrane. The record is from RefSeq and is a predicted model, not a curated record. The transcript has 6 exons.
AAAGUCGCUGCCCGAUGAGCACGACUCUUUGGUGUCAGCUGAUUUAAGAGCCUCACUUCCAGUUGCGCGUUGAUUCAAAUCUCCGGAAAUGGGCGAAGACGAAGCCAUUGCCAAGUUUUCUGAGGAUCAAAACGACGACGGAGUAAGCGAAUCGAAGGCCGUUCCAGUAGAAGAUAAAGAAAGCAUAAACGACAAAAAUGUGGAGAAGUUUCUGGACUCCAUGGAUGACUAUUUAAUCCUCGUCGAUUCCUUGUCCUCCAUUCUUCGCCAGGGAUGGUUAGAAUUGGCGAGUGCUCGGCAUUCCAUGGGAGCGUCACGCAUAAGUGCGUCUUCCUAUGACAUGAAGUACCAUUCAGCUGCUACUACAUUGCAACUGCAGCAUGAAACUGCUAGCUCUGAUGUAGGGCAACCGCAUUUUGUGUUGCGCAAAUGGGAAUCCUCGGAUAGUCCUAAAAAAGAUCCUUCGGAUAGUCCAAAAAGAGAUCCUUGCGAAGCAAAACUUGAGGAGGAUAAAUGGGUACAGAGUGUAUCUAGUGGUCUAAGGAUCAGGACCAAGGGAACAUCUGAAAGUUCUGAGAGUAGGGAGAAAAAGGCGGAAAAUACUGGAUCUCCACCUUCUGUUGAAGGCCAUGCUCAAAAAGAACGACUCAAGGCACUCUCCAUGUUUGGAGCAUUGGCUCCUCCUAAACUUCGAGCUGCCCAACUUUCAUUUGAGACAGCCCUGGAAACACUUGCAGAUAUAGCAAAUGUGCGAGCGUCAUUGCUACGUGCUUAUGAACAAGUGCAAAAAGAGAUGGAGAGCCCCAUACAGUGAUGAAAAGUUAGUUCACAACCAAUGUAGCCUUGUGUUCCUCAAAUACAUGUUUGUGACUGGAAAAAGAUUGUUUUGUAGUUAAUUGAUUAGUAUAUGGAUUUUCUUCGGUAAAAGAAACAAGUAUAGGGCUCAAUUGCUUCUUAAAUGGUCUUUUCCUGCAGGAAGUGAUGACAGCUUUUGAUGUGUUGUAAUCUUGAUGGUAAACCACUAUUGUAUGCUGUAUCCAUUUUCCAUUUUAAAUGGGAAAUUAAUACUGCAAAUGGAUUGUGUACAUCCUUUUGUUACCAUCAAAGUAUUAAAUUAAUGAGAGAAUGCUUCAAGGUUGUUUGAUGAGCAUACAAGAUUA